AUGGUCUCGAGUUUCGUAACUCCAACAUCACCCUUGGUGAUAAAGGCUGAGUUAGUGGGACUCCUCGGUUCUAAGGGCCGGCCAUACUGGAACACACUCUCCGAGUUUAUCAAAGCCAAAAUAUCUCGGUCCGAAUUUGAGGAACGUGUAACUGAGUGGUUAAACACACCUCGUCUUGUCAGCCUUCACAAUUCACUUUUAACAGCUUUGAUAUACUCCGCAAGUGCUUCUUCAAACGGAGACCUCGGGGACGGUAUUAAUGGGGGUCCCAAACCUCGGUCUCGACGCCGGCUACUUGGACACGACAAAGAUGGCGAAUCUUCUCGGCUUCGUCGCUGGGCUGUUGAUAUGGGUCGCAAAGAGCGAGAGCGUGUCAGGAAUAAUGCCGGGGCAGGCCCCAGGACUGGCGGUCCGGCUCGAAGUAAACGUGGCGAUGCAGGUGCCAGCCCUGGUCUCAGGAGUGAGAUACGUAGCGAAAGGGGUGUUAGGUUGAUGAAGGAGCGCGGAAAUCCUCCUGGAACUCAUCUGGCCAUCCCGUUGUGCGAGUCUUCUAGGAUAUUACCAACACAGCAAAACCUAUUUGAUCGCAUGUCACUUAUUGCUUCACAACACGAUAUGACGUCUUCGAAGACGGCGGUAGCAUUACUCAUGACUUCCUCGAUAGCACUUGACCUCUCAGGCCCUUCCUCCUCAAGGGGCAGUGUAUUCAAUCCUCAGCGUGCGGACGCAGUGGGAAGUAAAGGCAGCGGUGCGGCUAUGGAAGCAGUUCUCACGCUGGCACCGUUCGAAGUACCCGGUAGUUCUGCCUCGACUCUGCUACUCGGAGACCAUGGAUACAAAAACCCUCAUCCUCCUGAAUCGGGUCCUGAAAAGGACGAAGAGGAAGACUACAACCCCAUGUUGAUCGACAGAACGCCCCCCAAGCCAGCUUUUAUGAAUGGAUAUGGGUUCCGAAGGCCGGAUCCGAGCGCAACGGGCAGCGCAGAACUUUGGAAGAAACUUAUAUCUCAGGAUAAGAACUCGUCUUCAGAAGUCGUGAAGAGCCGCACUCUGGUCACUGGCGCUGCUUGA
This is a messenger RNA of Rhizoctonia solani, 1071 nucleotides long. RefSeq names its product transcriptional regulator of RNA polII, SAGA, subunit. Lineage: Eukaryota; Fungi; Basidiomycota; Agaricomycetes; Cantharellales; Ceratobasidiaceae. Gene Ontology annotation, cellular component: SAGA complex. The transcript is spliced from 4 exons. Gene Ontology annotation, biological process: regulation of transcription by RNA polymerase II. The record is from RefSeq and is a predicted model, not a curated record. The coding region runs from base 1 to 1071 and encodes 356 amino acids. Gene Ontology annotation, molecular function: transcription coactivator activity.